AUGGCCAAAUACGUCCCCCGUCAGAGAAAGCACAAGGUGCUCGCCCGUGAAAAGGCAAAAGAAAAUGCCCGUCAUGAGGUUGAAGACACCAACCAGGAUGAGCUUCUGCCCACGGACAAGGCCGAGCGCGAGGCCAAGAAGGCUCAGAUGAGGGCGGAGCUCCAACAAGAAGGCGCCAAGAUGAGCGGCAAGAAGGCGAAGCGCCUGGAAAAGUACAUUGAGGGCAAGCUCCGCAAGGACGAGAAUCGCGAGCUCAUCGCCAAGCUCGCGGACCGCAGGAUCGAUACAAGCUUGUUCUCGAGUAGUCGAUCGUUGGGUCAGGGUCGUGAGACGAAGAAAGAGGCGAUUAGGAGAGCGAUGAGGGAGGAGAAGGCGGGUCUGGAGGGUGGUGAGGAAGAGAGGGAGAAGAUUCUGCUGGAGAAGAGAAAGGAGGUUGACCCGGAUCAAGAAAGCUCCAGCGAUGAGGAAGAAGAUUCAAACGAGGUGGAAAAGGAGCCGACCAAAUCUGAAAGCGCUUCCAAAGCACCAGCACAGCCAAAGCCAGCGACCAGUGCACCGGCAGUUGGCUCAGGUCUCAAGAGACCUCUCGAAGUCGACGACGAGGGACGACCAGUCAUCCAAAAGCGACAAAAGCGAGGCGGUGUCAAAUCAAAGUUCUCCCUGGCCCAAGUCGAAGCUCCACCAUCCGAGGAGUCUGAGGACAGCGACAGCGAAAGCGACGAAUGGAACGGAUUCAGCGACGAUGCGGCCGAGCCCCAGAAGGACGAGAGUUCCAGCGGAGAAGAAUCCGAGGAUGGCGAGGGCUCCAGCGAGAGGUCUGAGGAAGGAUCGGAAGAAGACUCCGAGGACGAAGACGAAGAAAUGGAGGAUGAUGAUGGAGAAAAGGCACAGAGGUCAUCCUCUUUCAAGGCUUGGGCUCAUCAGCAGCGAAAUGAAGCGCUGGGCUACCAAUCGAUCGAAGGAACGACGACGAAUCUCGAAAUCCCGAAACCAGACAACUUUGUCCCUCGAGCCCCUGAGCAAGACCCCUUGCCCAUGGAGCUGAAGCCGACCGAGAAUAUCAACCGAAAAGGAUACAGUGUGUCUGUCACCAGAACACCGGAGGUUCAGGAGGCGAGACUCAAGCUUCCUGUGGUGUCAGAGGAGCAGAGAUUGAUGGAGGCUAUCCAUAACCACGACAUUGUCGUAAUUUGCGGUUCUACAGGUUCUGGAAAGACCACGCAGAUUCCUCAGUUCCUCUACGAGUCGGGAUAUGGUUCUCCUGGCUCGCCAACUCCUGGAAUGAUUGGUAUCACACAACCCCGCCGAGUCGCUGCCGUCAGUAUGUCGAAGCGAGUUGCCGAGGAGCUGGGAGACAAGUCGGAAGUCGUGGCAUACCAAAUCCGAUUCGAGGGCACGGUAGACCCCAAGACAGCUAUCAAGUUCAUGACUGAUGGUGUGCUGCUUCGAGAGGUUGCUCAGGAUAUCACACUGAAGAAGUACUCUGCUAUCGUCAUUGACGAGGCCCACGAAAGGAGUGUCAACACUGAUAUUCUUAUUGGUAUGCUCAGCCGAGUCAUCAAGCUCCGAGCAGAACUGGCACAGGAGGAUCCCACUGUUAGGCCCCUGAAGCUCAUCAUCAUGUCCGCCACGCUGCGCAUCGAAGAUCUCACUAUGAACCCUACUCUCUUUUCGACACCGCCACCUGUUCUCGAGGUUGAAGGUCGACAGCAUCCUGUUACGAUUCACUUUUCUCGAAGAACUCAGCACGACUACGUUGACGAGGCGUUCCGCAAGGUCAGCAGGGGUCACAAGAAGUUGCCUCCAGGUGAUAUCUUGGUCUUCUUGACUGGCCGCAACGAGAUCUUGCAACUCAGCAAGCAACUUAAGGCUGCUUUCGGAGGUCCUAGGACAGCAGAGGGGCCCAAGGUGCAAAUAUCUGCCACCGAGGCUCCUGUUGAGGUGGAAGAUAUUGAGUUUGGCGACGUGGAUGAUCAUGGAGGUGAUGAUCUAGAUGAUCUUCCCUCAGAUGAGGACGACGAAGAGGAUGAGGAUGAGUUCCAGAUCGAGGAAGACCAAGAGGUUGCGCCUCUGAAGAUGCGAGUUUUGCCACUCUACUCUCUGCUCCCAACUCGAGAGCAGAUGCGAGUCUUUGAGCCUACUCCUGAGGGUACACGAAACAUCAUUUUGGCAACCAACGUUGCUGAGACCAGUUUGACCAUCCCUGGCAUCCGUUACGUGUUUGACUGCGGAAGAUCAAAGGAAAGACAAUAUGACCGGCUCAGUGGUGUUCAGAGCUACGAUAUCGGAUGGAUCAGCAAGGCGAGCGCAAACCAGCGAUCUGGUCGUGCUGGUCGUACCGGCCCUGGCCACUGCUACAGGCUCUAUUCUUCUGCGGUUUACGAACGAGAUUUCCCAUCAUUCACAGACCCUGAACUGCUACGUAUGCCCAUCGAGGGUAUCGUGUUGCAGUUGAAGGCCAUGAAUCUGCAGCAUGUUGUCAACUUCCCUUUCCCUACUCCUCCAGACCGAAGGGCCCUCGCCAAGUCGGAGAAGCUCCUGACAUACCUUUCAGCCAUCUCAUCUACCGGUCAGGUUACCCAGGUCGGCCAGACUAUGUCGGUGUUCCCCCUGUCGCCCCGGUUUGCGCGCAUCUUGUUGGUUGGCCAUCUGCAUGACUGUCUCCCCUACACGAUUGCCUUGGUAGCCGGUUUGUCCGCCGCUGAAGUCUUCCUCCCUGAGAACCAAGCAGUUCCAGCGUUGACUGCAAAGGAUGAUACCGUCAUCCGCACCACGGCCGACGUCAUCGCCGAGGAUCGCCAGGCCAACGUGCGAAGGAUGUUCAACUCAGUCCACAAGAACUUCUGCUAUCUAGACGAUCGAUCCGACGCCAUCAAACUUCUGCAGGUCGUGGGAGAAUUCGCGCAUGAGCCCACUGAGGAGUGGUGCGAGAGUCACUUUGUCCGAUUCAAGGUGCUCAAGGAGAUCCAGCAGCUGCGGAGACAGAUCACGGAGCUCCUACGGACAAACGUGGCGGCCUUUGCCAAUCUCAAGUACCAGGAUAAGUUGGAUCCUCCGUCGCCGAAGCAGGUUGCUGCGUUGAAGCAGAUGGUUGCGGCUGGCUUUGUCGAUCAGGUUGCUAUUCGGGCGGAUCUUACACCGAACCCCCCUGAGCAAUAUCGCAAGCCUCGACGACCAAUCGACGUUCCUUAUAUCCCCUUGAUGCCCAUUCAUACCGGACAAGAGGUUGAGAGCGAUCGUGCUGUAUAUAUCCAUCCCACGUCGCCCCUUGCCCACCUCAGUGUCCAGGAGUGCCCCGAGUACAUCGUCUACUCAUAUCUCCAGCGCGCCACACAGUCGGCUGUCGACUCGGAGAAGCGACCCAAGACCAGAAUGCACGCCCUCACAGACGUGACAGGCGGACAACUAGCAGGGCUGGCCAAGGGAACACCACUCAUCACAUACGGCAAGCCGAUCAAGGAGCUCAAGGCUUCGGCUGGCACAGACGGAGCUACCGUGCGGGAGUGCUUCGUCGUCCCAUAUCUGAGGGCCGAGAGCGCAGGUGGCCAAGGAUGGCCGCUGCCAGCGAAGAAGGUGAAGCAGAGAAAGGUUCCCGGCAAGGGAUGGGUUGUGGAGUGA
Fusarium vanettenii 77-13-4 is the source of this 3618-nucleotide messenger RNA. RefSeq lists its product as uncharacterized. Gene Ontology annotation, cellular component: intracellular anatomical structure; nucleolus. Lineage: Eukaryota; Fungi; Ascomycota; Sordariomycetes; Hypocreales; Nectriaceae. Gene Ontology annotation, biological process: maturation of SSU-rRNA from tricistronic rRNA transcript (SSU-rRNA, 5.8S rRNA, LSU-rRNA). Gene Ontology annotation, molecular function: RNA binding; ATP binding. Bases 1 to 3618 code for a protein of 1205 amino acids. The record is from RefSeq and is a predicted model, not a curated record. The transcript has a single exon.